Molecule: messenger RNA, 2700 nt
Organism: Kogia breviceps (pygmy sperm whale)
Lineage: Eukaryota; Metazoa; Chordata; Mammalia; Artiodactyla; Physeteridae
Source: RefSeq, a predicted model, not a curated record
UCUGGGCUGGCAGGCGGCACUGGCAGCGAUACCGGCGACGGCAGCGACGGCAGCCACGGUUAUGGGGAGCGGAGGCGUGAUCCACUGUAGGUGUGCCAAGUGUUUCUGUUAUCCUACAAAGCGGAGAAUAAGAAGGAGACCCCGAAACCUAACAAUCUUGAGUCUCCCUGAAGAUGUGCUCUUUCAUAUCCUGAAAUGGCUUUCUGUUGGAGACAUCCUUGCUGUCCGAGCUGUACACUCCCACCUGAAGUACCUGGUGGAUAACCAUGCCAGUGUGUGGGCAUGUGCCAGCUUCCAGGAGCUGUGGCCUUCUCCAAAGAACCUGAAGCUCUUUGAAAGGGCUGCCGAAAAAGGGAAUUUUGAAGCUGCUGUGAAGCUGGGCAUAGCCUACCUCUACAAUGAAGGCCUGUCUGUGUCUGAUGAGGCCCGAGCGGAAGUGAACGGGCUGAAGGCCUCUCGCUUCUUCAGUCUCGCGGAGCGCCUGAAUGUGGGUGCCGCGCCCUUCAUCUGGCUCUUCAUACGCCCACCUUGGUCGGUGUCUGGAAGCUGCUGCAAGGCCGUGGUUCAUGAUAGCCUCAGGAUGGAGUGCCAGCUGCAGAAAACUCACAGAGCGUCCAUACUGCACUGCUUGGGGAGAGUGCUGAGUCUUUUUGAGGAUGAAGAGAAACAGAAGCAGGCCCGGGACCUGUUUGAAGAGUCUGCUAAUCAGGGGUGUUUGACCAGCUCGUACCUCCUCUGGGAAAGUGACAGAAAGAUGGAUAUGUCAGAUCCCGGACGAUGCCUCCACAGCUUCCGGAAACUCAGGGACUUUGCUGUCAAAGGCUGCUGGGAAGCGCAGCUGUCUCUAGCCAAAGCCUGUGCACAUGGAAACCAGCUCGGACUGGAAGCAAAAGUCUCCAACGAGAUAGUCUGCCAGCUGUUCCAGGCCUCCCACGCUGUCAGUAAGCAGAGGGUCUUCUCUGUGCAGAAGGGACUCAAUGACACAAUGAGGUACAUUCUCAUCGAUUGGCUGGUAGAGGUCGCAACCAUGAAGGACUUCUCAAGCCUGUGCCUUCACCUGACCGUGGAGUGUGUGGACCGGUACUUGCGGAGGCGGCUGGUGCCCCGGUACAGGCUCCAGCUGCUGGGCAUCGCCUGCAUGGUCAUCUGCACCCGGUUCAUCAGCAAAGAGAUCCUGACGAUCCGGGAGGCUGUGUGGCUCACAGACAACACGUACAAAUAUGAGGACCUGGUGAGGAUGAUGGGAGAGAUCAUCUCUGCCUUGGAAGGGAAGAUUCGAGUCCCAACUGUGGUCGAUUACAAGGACGUCCUGCUGACGCUGGUCCCCAUGGCGCCAAGAACCCAGCACCUGUGCAGCUUCCUCUGCGAGCUCUCCCUGCUGCACACCAGCCUGGCUGCCUAUGCCCCAGCCCACCUGGCUGCAGCCGCCCUGCUCCUGGCGAGGCUAACACACGGGCAGACACAGCCCUGGACCACUCGGUUAUGGGACCUCACUGGGUUCUCCUGUGAAGACCUCAUCCCCUGUGUCUUAAGCCUUCAUCAAAAGUGCUUCCAUGACGAUGCCCCCAAGGACUACAGGCAGGUCUCUCUCACCGCCGUGAAGCAGCGAUUCGAGGACAAGCGAUAUGAAGAGAUCAGCCAGGAAGAGGUGCUGGUGCUGAGCUACGGCCAGUUGUGUGCAACUCUAGGGGUGAAACAAGAGAGCCCAGAACCUGCGUCUUUUCUCAGCACAGGGGACAUUCACACCUUCCUCAGCUCUCCCUCUGGAAGGAGAACCAAGCGGAAACGGGAGAACAGCCUCCAGGAGGACAGGGGCAGCUUCGUCACCACGCCGACCGCAGAGCUGUCCAGCCAGGAGGAGACACUGCUGGGCAGCUUCCUGGACUGGAGCCUGGACUACUGCUCUGGCUACGAGGGCGACCAAGAGAGCGAGGGCGAGAAGGAGGGUGAUGGUGAGUGCCAGGGCCAGAGACCACCCGGUGCUGCCCCAGAGGGGAUAGUGGGCAGGAGGGCCCCCAGCCUGAGCUGCAGGAGAGUGUGUCCAGACAAAGGUAGACAUGAGAGAGCAAAGCCCCUGGAAUACCAGCUCACAGGGAGGACAGGAUGUGGGCACAACCCACGCCCAGCUCUAGCUGGACCUGUGCUGGUGGAAGGACAUCACCAGGUCAGGGACAGAGGAAUAGACCUUUCUAGAAGGUUGUGCGAGAUGUGCCCCCUGCUGGGCUCUGUCCCUCAGGCACCUGUCCUGUCCAGCAGGUUAGGCUGCAGGAGGCUCUGUCCCCAUGUCUCGUCAGCCAUCUGCACAGGAAGCCCAGAUCGACAGCUUCUGUUGAUUUUCCAACUGCUAUUUUUGUGUCCACUCAGGGGAUUAACUAAAUUAUUAGAUGGCCAGUUUGUUGUCACUUCCUACUGUCCCCUAGGUCACAUUGGGUAUUACCCCAAGUUUGAAAGGAGACACUUCACCCCCAAUUUCUUACGUAAAGGAAAGGGGACUGUCCAGCAAGGUUCAGGAUGUGCGGCCGAGAGCUGGACCCUGGGCUCCCCUGGGUCCUGACUGGGCACAGGGUCAACCUGAUGCUCAGGCUAUGGCCUGACCUCUUCCCUACCUCCCAUAGUGACUGCUCCCAGCGGUGUCCUCGAUGUCACUGUGGUCUACCUGAACCCGGAACAGCACUGCUGCCAGGAAUCAAGUGAUGAAGA